UCUGUUGGCACAGUUCCAUUCCGGAAUCGGCAUGAAGUCCUUCGAGUGUCUCACCGCGCGCUGUCUCCAAGUCGUCUACUGGCUGAUGGGAUUGUUGCCUCUGCCGCCUGGCUCGCAGUUUAUUCGUUUGCUUUUCGCUUUAUUGCUGCGCUGCAUUUGGUCACUUUACUUUUAUAUAAUGAUCUACUCGGGCAUUAAAUUCUUGUGGAAGGAGCAAGGUUUGACCAUCAGCUACAUAACUGGCUCAGCUUUGUUCCUCGGCUACUCUAUGUUGGGUGUUUUGCUUCAAAUCGAGAGCAUAUUUAAACAGCGUUCCCAGGAACGUCUCCAAGAUUUGCGCUUUCAAUCCCAACUGCAGAUGCAACGCUUAGCCAUGUCCCGAGGUUGUCCGCGUCGUGCGCUGCGUCUCUUCGUGCUCAUUGUCACACAACUCGUCUCGGAUGCAGCCAAGUUUUGGGCCAAUUCGAGAGCGAAAGUUUCCCCAGUGCUGGCGAUAACCAUGCCACAAAUGUGGCUGCUGCGCAUACGCUAUGUGCAGCUGUUGGAGCAGGUCAUCGAGAUGAAUCAAAGGGCUCUGCAGCUGCGUCACUCGCUGCUCUGUUUGGCGGACAGCAACGAUAUUUGGCAACCCUUUGGCCAGCAGGAUCGACAUUUGCAGACGCUGCGUCUCACCUACGACUGCAUCUUCGAGUGCUACUUAACGUUCAGCGAUUGCUAUGGCUGGGGCAUGUUGGGAUUGCAGGUGAUGUGCGGCUUUGAGUUCGUUUCCAAUGCAUACUGGAUCAUCACCGAAGCCUAUCAGGAUCAACAGCUCUAUAUGUUGGUCUACAACAGUGCCACUUGCUUUGCCAUGGGCUCGUUGAUCACCUCGCUUUUCUGGUACGGCGAUGCAAGCACUCAGAACAGUCGACAGAUCGGUUGCCUUAUCUCCAAGCUGGUGAAACCGUUGGGUAGCAAGCGUUAUAACGAUUUGGUCUGUGAGUUUCUAUUGCAGACUCUGCAUCAGCGCUUCGUGUUGACGGCCAAGGACUUCUUUAGCCUCAAUCUGCAUUUGCUGAGCAGUAUGUGUGCAGCGGUCGUCACUUACCUGGUCAUCCUCAUACAGUUCAUGUUUGCCGAGAAGAGCUCACAGGUUGUCUCGCAAAAACCCGAAACCGAAACCGAAACUUCGACCGAAUUGAACAAACUGGAAUGAGAAGAAGAGAGGAGGGCGCAUUUAUAAUAAAUGGAGAGUUACAGCAAAUAAAUUGUAAUUCUUAAAUAGUUUCAA
Messenger RNA from Drosophila albomicans, 1270 nucleotides. RefSeq names its product gustatory receptor 23a (gene Gr23a). The coding region runs from base 32 to 1195 and encodes 387 amino acids. The transcript has 3 exons. Gene Ontology annotation, cellular component: axon; neuronal cell body; dendrite. Lineage: Eukaryota; Metazoa; Arthropoda; Insecta; Diptera; Drosophilidae. Gene Ontology annotation, biological process: sensory perception of taste. The record is from RefSeq and is a predicted model, not a curated record.